CAAGAGUACUGGGUUAAAAACUGUAUUUGAAAUUGGGUUGGGUUGAAACAACCAAGCAUUUUUUAGAGUUGGGUUCCCCAUCACUACUGUGGAUAAAGGCAACUGAUCAAAUAUUUUGAUCACGUGAUGUUGGGAGAUGUUCAACACCGGAUGAGUGCAAUUCAUCAAGUGUUUAGGAUCAGUUGUGGAAUUACGUUAUGUCUGGUGUUUUACGCUCUCAUUACCCGCACCAUCUGGAUUCUGCAUCACACACGUUUCUGAUGAUUUACGGGAAUCAAAGCCUCUUGAAUGACUCCAUGAGAUAGUGUCAAGAGGAAAAAUCAGCAGAGUAAAGCACACAUGCGCAGAGAGACGCCUGAUGCCAGAGGGUGUGAAUUUAUUUGGGUCUGACCUCCUCACCCCUUUCAGAGGUCAAUACAAAAGGUCGAGCAGUCUUAGUAAAAGUUAUUAGAUAGGCUUAGGGGUUUCUCAAUGUUAAAAUGUUUUAGUAUUAAUGAACGUUAGAUUACAAGAGCGUACUUGAUAAAAAAUAGAUGUUACAGAAAUCACGCUAGUGUCCCUUAUCGCACACGUUCAUCGUGGAGACAUCUGUUUGACAUCUACAAGACGUAUAUUUAGAGCGUUUGCUCAUCUGUGAUGCAUCUGUAGGACGUUUCCUAUCAGAUGUCUAAUAGACGUUUAGAAGAUGUUUAUGAUUUAGAAUGAAUGUAAAACUGACAUCUUAAAGACGUCUGUCACAUGUUUAAAAUUCUUCUUAGAGGAGAAAUUAACCCCCCUAAAAGUUAAAUUCGCUUACUUCCAGACCCCCGACCACACACAGCGACUUCUAGUCUGCGCAUGUGCUAAAGAUCAUAACUGUUGGAACUUAUAUCGUCUUUGCUCGUCAAAUCCUCUUUUGUAAAUCGUGUAUUGGCAAAAGCCCUUGCUAAAUAAUUGCAUGAAUAUCAAACAAAUGCUGACUGCCACUAUGCCUGAUGCUAGACCCCGAGCACCGAUUGGAUGUGUUGCUGCUAAGACUACAUGUUUAUGGCAUCAUUGGCGCGCGCAACCGACUCGAUGCCACACACUGCUCAUAUGUAGCCCAUAAAUGGUGCACGCGACCCCGAAACGCCGCGCGCUUAAAAUGCACCGAAACGCUGUCUACGUGUGUGUCUAACUAGGUUUAGAAACAGAGCCUCGUUUUCAAAUGCACUUUGUGUCUGGAGUUGUGUGUGUGUCAGGGGCACGGUCGAGUUUCUCACCUCGGCUCUCUCUCUCUCUCUCUCAGCGCGCGCGUGUGUGUGUGGCAGUGUGUGUGUGUCUCAGGAGCGGAACUGACCGCUGCUGCAUCUGUGAGUUUCAUUCAGCAUCAGACGACAGGACUAAAUGACACUCGAUCUGGAGUGUCGAUCUGGAGUGGAGUGGAAUUCCUCAGAUCUGUGCUUGAAUGAGGUUUCGCGCUUCAGACGGGAUUCAGAGAUUCAGUGCAUCCCAAAGUGUUUCGUUCCCGGUCCGUGACAGAUGCCAAGCCAAGCAACUCCUCACGAGACAGCGUCGAGAUUUCUGCUUCCCCUGAUGGACGUUUGUGUGGAUUCCUGUGAUUUUAUUGCAGUGAAGCCCCUCUCUGGUUUUCCCCGGGGUCACAGAUGAACUGUAGAGUUAAACUUUGGGAUAAACAUUUACGCCAGCUCAGUUUACUGAUCCUGCCCUGAUCCGGCCCUCAAGAAAAGAUUCCCUCCCGGCUGAUCAUAUGCACGGAUCCGAGCAUCAGGAGAGUUUGAGAGUUGUAUUCAUUCGGUGUCUGUCUGGAACAUGGCACAUCGGAUGGGGAACGGACUGUGACCGCUGAUUCCUCCAGCGGUAGAGACACCACUUCCGAGAAUUGCUCCUGUGAAAGUCGUCUAUCCACUGGACUUUUUCUGUCCGAGUCGUCUUACCAAGAUAAAACACAUGCUCCAGUCUGAAGAGACUUUACGGACAUAUUUGUUUAUUUGACUUCCCCCUCUCUCAACCCAUCUAUCUGGAUACAUUCCUUCCCUUCCCCAUCCCAGAUUCAUCAUUCUCUCCCGUGACAUCAUGAGAAGUUCUUGGAACAUUAUUUCUCUGGUUACUCUGUUUCAUACUCUUCCCUGGGCCUCCAGUCACAGUCCGAACCCAUUCGCCGGGCCUGAAGUGACACCGACGGACCCUUGCUAUGACGAGACGGGCGAUGCCCGCCGAUGUGUCCCAGAGUUCAUCAAUGCAGCGUUCGGCCAAGAGGUCAUUGUGUCGAGCGCAUGCGGCCAGCCACCGUCUCGCUCCUGCAGUAUAGUGGAACGCGACGACCGUCCCGCGGUGCGCACGUGUCAGGUCUGUGACGCAUCGGACCCUCGCCACGCCCACCCUGCCUCCUACCUCACCGACAUAAGCUCCGCCCACAACCUCACCUGCUGGCAGUCGGAGAACUUGCAGGGCUCGCCGCUCAACGUCACGCUCACGCUGUCGCUCGGGAAGAAGUUUGAGAUCACGUACAUCAGCCUUCAGUUCUGUUCCCCACGGCCCGAAUCGCUGGCCAUCUAUAAAAGCAUGGAUUACGGUCGCACUUGGUCGCCUUACCAGUUCUACUCGUCUCAGUGCCGUCGCAUGUACAACCGACCCAACAAAGCAACGAUCACUAAGCAGAACGAGCAGGAAGCUUUAUGCACGGAUGGACACACCGAUCUCUACCCGCUUUCCGGCGGCCUUAUUGCUUUUAGUACACUGGACGGUCGCCCUUCGGGGAAGGAUUUCGACUCAAGCCCUGUUCUGCAAGACUGGGUGACAGUCACAGAUAUUCGAGUGGUCUUCAGUCGCCCACAGCACUCUAGAGCUUUGCCCAUGUCGGGACGCGAGACCAAAGACCCUCUCGGGUCUCCUGGAACCCUGCCUACUUAUUACUACGCGGUUGGUGACUUCCAAGUGGGCGGGAGGUGUAAAUGUAACGGCCACGCCUCCAGGUGCACGCGAGAGAGGGAUGGGAAACUGGUGUGUGAAUGCAAACACAACACAGAGGGUCCGGAGUGUGACCGCUGCAAACCGUUUCACUACGACCGGCCCUGGCAACGCGCGACAGCGAAAGAAGCCAACGAGUGCUUGCCAUGUCAUUGUAACCUGCACGCGCGGCGCUGUCGCUUUAACAUGGAGUUGUAUAAGCUCUCGGGCCGUAAGAGCGGAGGAGUGUGUAUGAACUGCAGACACAAUACCGCCGGACGCCACUGCCAUUACUGCAAAGAGGGAUUCUACAGAGAUAUGGACAAACCCAUCACACACCGCCGAGCCUGCAAAGCAUGUGACUGCUAUCCGGUGGGAGCUGCAGGCAAAACGUGUAACCAGACGACGGGUCAGUGCCCGUGUAAAGACGGGGUGACUGGCAUCACAUGCAACCGCUGUGCUAAAGGGUAUCAGCAGAGCCGAUCGCCCGUCGCCCCAUGCAUUAAAAUCUCUGUUAUAAAGCCGACGGCAGUGAUCAGCACUACAGAGGAGCCUGCAGAUUGUGACUCGUACUGUAAACCACUGAAGGGAAAUCUCAAGAUAAACAUGAAGAAAUACUGCAAAAAGGACUACGCUGUCCAGGUCAGUGUGUUGGACAUGGAGACCGUCGGAGAUUGGGCCAGAUUUUCGGUCAGCCUGGUGUCUGUGUACAAGAGCCGUGGAGAGCCGCUGAAGAGAGGCGAUCACGUGCUGUGGGUCCAUAUGAAGGAUCUGGCCUGCAAAUGUCCGCGGAUACACAUGGGCAAACGCUUCCUCAUCCUGGGCACGAGCGAGGGCAGCGUGACCCCCGAACACCCGGGACUACUGGUCGACAAAAACAGCCUGGUCAUUCAGUGGAGGGACAUUUGGACUCGACGACUGCGCAAGUUCCAGCGCAAAGAGAAGCGAGGCAAGUGCAGCAAAGCAUGAUGGGAUGCCAGGGGACUCUUUAUUAGUGACCACUGUCCUUUGUAUGCGGGAGACUGCGAACAUAUCUGCGUUAUUCGAUGUCGUCCUGUAAAGGGACGUUCUGAUCACACACCACUGAAUCUCACAAACACACACACGCUGCAGUUCCUCUCCAAGCCACAGUUUAAUCAAUCAAUUAUGAAAUACGUCCUCAGAUUACAAAUGAGGGGAACGUUUCUGUCCGCAUCUGGUUCGGUUCUUCUAGUCUCUGUGGCCUUCAUCAGAUGCUCUCUCUGGGGUUCACCACAUGCUGCUCAGUUCACUUCUGAAAACCUUAAAAUCUUCAUCAUCAUCGUCAUCAUCGGUCUGGAUCAUUUCACUUUUGAAGACCUUUUUAAGCACGCUCAUAUCUGUGGGCUGUGUUGUGCAUGUGGAUUAUUUGAUAUUGAAGGAUCUAGUGCAGAAUAGAGUGAAUGUGUGCAUUAGUGUACAGAAACAUACUCAAGCGCAAGUAUGCAAAUGCACGAAAGCUUGGCAUUGGUUUCAUUGUGCAUUUUUGACAUGCUUUUUUGAGUUACUGUGGCAGGAACAAAUGUCUGUCAUUAAAGGGAUAUUUCACCCGAAAUUUUGUCAUCAUUUGCUCACGUCGUUCCAAACUCAAAGUGUGUUACUCUAUUCUGUGGCACGCAAGAAAACUGAGAAGGUUAUUAGUGAAUAAUGACUUUUUAAAGGCUUCAUAUGGCUUUAGAAGACUUGGAUUAUAGUCCAUAGGAGUUGCAUGGAAUACUAUUGUGUGUUUGUUUGUGACGGCCAAAGUUUUCAUAUAUUCUCCUUUUGUUUUCUAUGGAAAAUACUAAUGUAUGAGAUAUGAAUGACAUGAGAUUUGGUGAAGAAGCUGGUAACGGUUGAUUACAAUUUUGGUAUUCUUUUUAAAGGGAUGUGUGUGUGACUCUGGUUUACAAAACCAGUCAUAAGUGUAAAUUUUGAGAUUUUGUAAAUCAUCUGAAAGCUGA
This is a messenger RNA of Carassius auratus (goldfish), 4889 nucleotides long. RefSeq names its product netrin-3-like. Gene Ontology annotation, molecular function: protein binding. Lineage: Eukaryota; Metazoa; Chordata; Actinopteri; Cypriniformes; Cyprinidae. Bases 2056 to 3897 code for a protein of 613 amino acids. The transcript has 9 exons. The record is from RefSeq and is a predicted model, not a curated record. Gene Ontology annotation, cellular component: basement membrane. Gene Ontology annotation, biological process: animal organ morphogenesis; tissue development; motor neuron axon guidance.